This is a messenger RNA of Sebastes umbrosus (honeycomb rockfish), 3292 nucleotides long. RefSeq names its product protein FAM83G (gene sack1gb). The transcript is spliced from 5 exons. NCBI's taxonomy places the organism in Eukaryota, Metazoa, Chordata, Actinopteri, Perciformes, Sebastidae. The record is from RefSeq and is a predicted model, not a curated record. The coding region runs from base 1 to 2568 and encodes 855 amino acids.
AUGGCGUUGUCUCAGAUCCAGUGUCUUGACAACCACCACGUCAACUGGCGGGUGAGCGAGGGCAAACCGGAGUUCUUCUACUGCGAAGACCAACGGCUGGCGCUCGAGGCUCUCGUCACCAACGGCCGCGAAGCGUUCACGGACCUGGUCCGGGAGAAGGGCGUCCGGGAGUUCCUCUCGGAGCCGGAGCUGGAGUGGAUAGAGCACACCGCGGAGCCGUACCGGCCGGGACACGAGCCGCAGCACCACCAGAGACCGGACACCCCGGGGCCUGGGAACCUCACCCCGGGGUCCGGAGGAGGGGAGUUAUGGGGAGACGGAGAGGUGUCGCUACAGUACUGGCCGGACCGCUCCGAGGCCUCGGUGGCCGAGCUGGACCUUGGCUGGCCCGAAGCCAACUCAUACCGGGGGGUCACACGGGUCACCGUGUACACCCAGCCUCCAACUGACGGACACACGCACAUCAAGGAGGUGGUGCGGAAGAGCAUUGCAUCAGCCUCGAGGGUGAUAGCCGUGGUGAUGGACGUGUUUACGGACGUGGAUAUAUUUCGAGACCUGCUGGAUGCAGCCUACAAACGCAAAGUUCCUGUAUACAUAAUCAUUGACAUGGCUGCAGUCCCCUGCUUUCUUUCCAUGUGUGGCAGAGCUGAUAUGCACCGUGGACACCUGAAGAAUCUGCGCGUACGCUGCUGUGGAGGUGUGGAGUUCUUCACGCGGUCGGCGCACAAGGUGCGUGGAGCCCUGAGCGAGAAGUUCCUCCUGAUAGAUGGAGACAGAGCCGUCUCUGGUUCAUACAGCUUCACCUGGUCCUCAUCUCGUUUGGACCGUAACCUCAUCACUGUGAUCACAGGACAGGCCACGGAGACCUUCGACCUGCGGUUUCGCGACCUUUACCUCUUGUCCAGAGGUGUGUCUCUCAACAAGGUCCCUAUGGAAGAUGAGCCAGUCCCUGACCCGAUCCCUCAUUAUGCCCCUACUCCGGUGUCAGCUGCUAUUGCUAGGAAGCUCAUCAAUCCCAAAUACUCCCUUGUUACCUCGGGAACCCACGCAAGUGGGACUUCUUCUGACCAAAAUUCCAGCAACAAGAACUCCCAGAAUCCCACUGGGCUAAAGUUUAUGAAAGGACGUCUUAAGCAUGUCAUCGAAGAGCCACCCUUACAUCCGGGAUUAGCCCAUCUGGAGAAAGCGUACCUGAUCCCAUACCUGCCCACCUGGCCAGAGCCGGACCCACCAAGUGACGUGAUUGGCUUUAUCAACAUCCGGGAUGAAAAGCGAGCCAAUCAGGUUCACUUACAGAGGUCGGAGAGGUUUGAGACCAGCCAGGCCAUACGCUUCAAGGCGCCAAUGACGCCAUCACCACAGACUGAGAAACCUGCUUCAGGUCUGGCUGCAAACGCUGCAGGAGCAGCAGAAAGUCCUUCUGGGAAUACAAGUGCAGGGGCCUCGACUCCUGUGAGUCCAACCAACAAACAGCUCAAAGAGCAAACGCACACAGCUCCGAUUAAGGACCAAACUGAUGCAACAGAUUCCGGAGCGCCCCCUACGCAGCCCAACGCACCUUUAACACAAGACACACACAAACCCAAUGCAACAACACCACCCAAUGUUACUGCUGAUUCACAGCCAACAGACAAUGCUAUGCAAACUCCAGAGACUCAAACUGCAACACCUCCCAUUCCUAAACGCCGCACACUGCAGUUAAUCAUAGACGAAGCCCCCUCAGAGUACCUUGGCAAACCAGUGAUCACUCUGAUGAAAAUGGACCAAUUGGAAAGUCUCGAUGACUUCAACAAAAAGGAAACCCGAGAGGAGCUGACGCCAGGCCGUGGCCGCACAACCUCACAGAACGAUGGCAGGGACUCUGGCAGCACCGGCGAGGGCAGCCAAGACAGCACCAAGGUCAUGUGUGACCGAGCAGCCAAUGAGGGUCCUUCGAGCACCUCCACGGGAUCAGAGGAGGAGUUUUAUGAAUGUUCCCAGCCUGAGCCCAUCGACCCGUUGACCAAUGGAGUGACGACGUCAGGGUCAGGGCGCGGGCAUCGCCAAGGAGACGGGGUCAACAUGAUGGCCCGCUUCUCCCAGAGCAUGCUGGAUCUGCGGGAGCCCAGCCAGUCGGAAGACAGCAAUGCCCUCAUUCGCCAAUCACAGCAGCUCCGCAGACUAGGACACCCCUCACCGCAUAGGCACAUAGGACAGUUGUUCAGGACCUCUAAAUCUCCAGGUCGUGAUGGGCGACAGGGAGGACCUAAAGUAAUCAUCGCCAAACCAGGAAGUUAUCACCGCCCCUCCCCAGCAGGUGUCCCUGUGAUUGGAGGACACCGUUACUGGCAUGGUCAAACGCUGCAGCCUGAUUCGGCCCAGCCGCGCGUAGAGACACGCUCCGGCCGGUCGCCACGACGCCACAGCCCGGGUUACAGGAAGACGGAUCAAGCCUCGCCGCAGCCGCCGGACAACACGUCAGGGUUACUAGGAGUAUCUUUCUCAAAACUGAGCAAUUUAAGACACUUAAGGGCACGAGGUGGAGCAUCGCAGAAGAAAGCGACUCAAAAUAAAAAGGCUGAUAGGUAGAACUGUGGGCCAGCGAAGGUACACGAGGAUGAUUGUUGAUGAAGACAUCCUUCUAAAAAAAGCGUUGACUCUUCAGUGUGGAAUCUUCUAUCUCUGGUAUGCAUGUCAUCUCCUGUUUUCAAACCCUGAGGCUCAACAUGUAAGAACUAUUUUACUUGGGAUUUUUUCGACUACGUCAACAAGAGUUGGCUGUUUGAUUUGAUGAUCUAUAAAUUAAUCACGUCACAUUCAAAACCAAUACUUCAUGGAUAAAAGUUGGAUGGUUUGAGUAUAGUGUCUGGCAGAUGAUGAAUUUUAGAGGCAAAUACUGAUACCUCGGAGGAAAUAAACACACAUUUUAGCAAGAGUGGUGCUGAGAUUUCUGCUAGAGGGUAUUUUGUAGAUGAUAACCAGUCAGGCACUUCAGUUUUGUAAACAAUCCCUUGAACAAAUAUUUCUUUAUUACCUCAACUGCUUUUCUUAUUCAGAAUUGUGUACUGUAAAUUGUAUUUUUCCAUAUCCAACCCACGCUGAUGCGGUGUAUCUGUGACAUGCAAGAUUAGCCGAUUAUGUCUCCCCCCUCAUAGAAGAGUCAGGUUCUGGUGUUGAUGCCACUGUGAUUGGUUACUGAUGGUGUUAGGGUAGGGUUACUGUGUUGAUAACUGGUAUAUAUGCAAUUUUCUAAACACUGAUGUGGGACCAAAAGUGAAUGUUGUAAAUAAAAAGAUAAAUUGUUGCUAACUCA